This is a messenger RNA of Saccharomyces mikatae IFO 1815, 684 nucleotides long. RefSeq names its product putative acireductone synthase UTR4 (gene UTR4). Bases 1 to 684 code for a protein of 227 amino acids. The transcript has a single exon. Gene Ontology annotation, molecular function: magnesium ion binding; acireductone synthase activity. Lineage: Eukaryota; Fungi; Ascomycota; Saccharomycetes; Saccharomycetales; Saccharomycetaceae. The record is from RefSeq and is a predicted model, not a curated record.
AUGGGGGACAAUUAUUCAACAUAUUUGCUUGACAUAGAAGGGACAAUUUGCCCGAUCUCGUUUGUGAAGGACACCUUGUUCCCUUAUUUCACGAAUAGAGUUCUGGAAUUGGUGCAACAGGAUUCAAGGGACUCCUCGAUUUCGGAGAUUCUGUCGCAGUUCCACAUCGAUGACAAACAGAAAUUGCAAGCACACAUCCUGAAUUUGGUGGCUAAAGAUGUGAAGGACCCGAUCUUGAAGCAGUUGCAAGGGUACGUUUGGGCUGACGGUUACGAAUCAGGUCAAAUCAAGGCACCCAUUUAUGUAGAUGCCAUCGAUUUCAUGAAAAGAAAAAAGCGUAUUUUCAUAUACUCUAGUGGAUCUGUAAAGGCACAGAGAUUGUUGUUUGGAUAUGUUAAGGACCCCAAAGCCCCUGAGCACGAUUCCUUGGAUUUGACUACCUAUAUAGAUGGUUAUUUCGACAUUAACACUUCUGGGAAGAAAACAGAACCUCAAUCUUAUGCUAAUAUUCUGCGGGAUAUUGGAGCUAAUGCUAGUGAGGUAUUGUUCUUAAGCGACAAUCCGUUGGAGUUGGAUGCCGCAGCUACUGUGGGAAUGGCUACUGGGUUAGCUAUACGACCUGGCAAUGCGCCUGUUCCCAAUACGCAAAAGUACCAAGUGUUUAAGAAUUUGGAAGAUCUUUAG